Toxorhynchites rutilus septentrionalis is the source of this 2282-nucleotide messenger RNA. Its product is annotated as ecto-NOX disulfide-thiol exchanger 2. NCBI's taxonomy places the organism in Eukaryota, Metazoa, Arthropoda, Insecta, Diptera, Culicidae. The record is from RefSeq and is a predicted model, not a curated record. The coding region runs from base 113 to 2188 and encodes 691 amino acids. Gene Ontology annotation, molecular function: protein-disulfide reductase activity; RNA binding. Gene Ontology annotation, biological process: ultradian rhythm. Gene Ontology annotation, cellular component: plasma membrane; external side of plasma membrane. The transcript has 5 exons.
GCUGAAUUCAUCAAAAGUGAAAAUUUUCACGGUGCUGUGUUUACGUAAAAUCGAGUGCAGAAAGUGUUUUGUGUUUUUAGCAGAUUGAACAUAAUUUUUGCAUUUAAAAGUAAUGUCAUUCGCAUUGAAUUCUCUAUCCGGCAAUACAAUAGCCACAAUGCAUCCUAUAAUGGGGAGUAUUGCUAAUGGAAACUUCAUCGCGCAGUCCAUCGCUUCAUCGACGGGUGGACCGUCUUCACUAAUGAAUAACAGCACACUGGAAUAUGGACGCAAGCAAUGCCAGUCUCUGUCUGGUGCUGCUCCGAUGGAUUUGGAAUCCGCUUCCGAACGAGAUUCUUCUAAGGAAGGGAAUUCUGGCGAGAAGAAAGAUAAUAUGUUACAGAAGAGUGGCCAAAUGGGAAUGGAUAAUGGAGGACAAAUCCUAUUCAAUCAAUUGAUUCCACAACCCCAGGGUUUUAUGAUGAUGACCCCAGGUAUGGUCAACAUGAUGGAUGGAUCAUCUCUGAUUGGGAUGCAGACAUUUCCCAUGAUGGCGGCUCAGCAGAUUGGGGCCAGUGUGGAUAUGUCCCAACAAGCGUUAGGAAUGGUUAGAUCGGACGAAGGAAACAAAGAAAUAAUUUACUGCAAAUCGUGCACUAUGUUUCCACCCAACCCAACCGCUCAGCCGCCGAAAACAAUCGAUCGUCCACCGGGAUGCAGGACGGUGUUUGUUGGUGGUUUACCCAAUUCCAUAACGGAAGAAAUCAUAAGAGAAAUAUUCGAGCGAUGCGGGGAGAUUACAACACUUCGUUACUCGAAGAAGAAUUUUUGUCACAUACGUUUUGUAUACGAAGCAUCGGUUGAUUCCGCUAUUUAUUUAUCUGGUUACCGUGUGAAAUUAAAUAAUGGGGGGUUCAAUUAUCCCACGCCGGAACAGAAAGAUCCGGCCACGCUGGGUACACUACACGUAGAUUUCGCGCACGCUCGCGAUGAUCAGUAUGAUUACGAAUGCCGACAGCGUAAACUGCAACGUGAAAGACGUCAUCGGGAGCGGGUUGAUGAGGAUCGCCUUCGGCCGUUAUCUCCCCAACCGGUCAUACACUAUACUGAUCACGAAGCUACAUCGGUUGCGGAGAAAUUGAAAACCGAUGAAACUUUCACUAAAGCCGUUCUAACAUUGAUUACUUGGCUUGAACGAGGUGAUUGUAGUAAGAAGAAUGCAAACACCUUUUACACCAUGAUUCAGAGCACCAAUUCGCACGUUCGCCGGCUGCUUAACGAGAAAGGAAUCAAUGAUGAGGAGCUGUGCCGAGCGAAAGAGUUCUACCGCAAGCAGAUGCAGAGUAUGCUAGGACAAUUCAAUCAGAUUGAAAAAGUAUUCAAUGCGGCCAGUCACAAGAAGGUUUGGGAUCAUUUUUCUAAAGCCCAAAGAAAGAACAUCGAUGCCUGGAAGAAGCAAUCGCUGGAGAUCAGAAGUGUUCAGUUGGAUGACUUUAUGGACGAUGAAAUGGAUCUAUCCGAGGAUGAAGGAUCCUCUAGAAAAAAGUCCCGAUGGGACGUACGGAAGGAACGAAACGAUAGCUCAUCGGAAGUUGAUUUCCAAUCAACCCGUUCGGAGCUAGAGGUCAAGACCAUGCAAAUUCAAGUUCUUCAAGAGACUAUUCGAAAUCUACAAACGCAACUGCUGGAAAAUAAAUCCAAAGAAAUCGAACGACAGAACAAGAUGGAGAGUUUGGAAGACAAACUAAAAGAAGCAAACGUGAAACAACUUCUUUUGAAAACGAAAAUCGCCAAUACACAAUCAAAGCUCUCUCUGUGCGCAACGAACACUUCAUCCUCCAAAGGUGACUCAGAGUUGGACGAAUGCGAACUGUCGGAAACCGAGCAGAAACAAUGUGCAAUGUCAUCGUCGACAACGAUUCCAGUACAAUCGGCCAAAACUCCUCCCCCGGCAGCGAUCGACCCAAGCGAAGCGAAGGUGAUCACUUUGGUGUCCACGUUUCUUGUGGUACAUCCGCACGGAGCCAGCAUAGAUUACAUCUGGUCAUAUGUUAGCCGAUAUGUGCCGGAGCUAAAAGUGAAACUCGUAGAAGACAUGCUGCACCGUUACCAGGAUCUCUUCCGGGAAGAGGUCAGCGGGAUUGGGGCAAAGAUAGAAAGAAAAUGGAAGUUUUUCGGCUUUGAGUGCAAAGAGUCUGAAAAAUCUUAAGAGAAUCAAUAAGUAUAUGUCAAUAAUUAUACACAAUCUAAAUUAAGAUAUGAGUUCCGUUGUUUUAUACAAAUACAUUUUUGAAUAAUUCGUU